AUGAACCUAGCCAUAGAUAAUAUCAGACUAUAUCUGAUCUACUCAUCAACCUUUCACGGCUACAACAUACGCCCUCUUCCUUACCUUCUUGGUAACGCGCCAAAGACCGGCCAAGGGCUUUGGAUCGCCAUGUUUGUCAUCCUCAAUAUCAUCCUCGGCGCUGUCUCAUAUAAAAACUUCGCGUACCCUCAUCCCUGGGGCUUUACCAAGUCAGCUGAGCUACUAGCAUAUGUCGGCUAUCGAACAGGCUAUAUCUCUCUCGGUACGUACUACACGGACGUGCACAAGCCUUAUUGGAUCUGGGGCAUCGUUAGAACACCAUGUCUAGUAGUCCUUCUCGUGCAGAGCAUCCUACGGUUUCGUCGCGCUUCGUAUGAAGUGUUUCUCGUCCUUCAUAUACUCCCCGCCGCCUUCGUCAUAAUUGGAUGUUGGUAUCACGUCUACUUCUGGAAGCCAUUCUCUGGAGUAUACGAGCUGUGGAUCUACAUGGUCUGCGCUGUGUGGUUCUUUGAUCGUUUCAUUCGCGUACUACACGUUGACAAGAAUGGCCUUUGCCGAGCUAGUGUCGUCGAGCUAUCUGAUGAGAUCGUUCGCUUGGAUAUCUCUGGUGUGAGAUGGCUCUCUACCCCUGGUCAUCAUGCCUACAUCUACUUUCCUACACUGCAGCCUUUUCUCCCGUGGCAGAAUCAUCCUUUCUCAAUCACAAAUACCGCAUUGCUACAGGAGACAUCUGCAGCGGCAUCGUCGCAUUCGGAUGAUGUCGAGCUGAGCCAAAAGAUCUCCCAAGUUGCCAUAAAAAAGAGGUUUACAGGCACUGAUAGUAUCUCCCUCUUUAUCAAAAAGCACAAUGGCACAACGAGCCUAUUACGGAAACACCCAAACCUUCCUGUGCUGGUCGAGGGACCCUAUCGCGGUAAUAUCAGCCAUUAUGUGCUCAAGUGCGACAGAGUACUGCUCGUUGGUGGUGGAAUUAGUAUAGCAGGUCUUCUCUCCUGGACCCGAGCACACAUGAACGUUAAGCUAGCGUAG
Messenger RNA from Fusarium verticillioides 7600, 1029 nucleotides. RefSeq lists its product as hypothetical. The transcript is spliced from 2 exons. Gene Ontology annotation, cellular component: plasma membrane. Lineage: Eukaryota; Fungi; Ascomycota; Sordariomycetes; Hypocreales; Nectriaceae. Bases 1 to 1029 code for a protein of 342 amino acids. The record is from RefSeq and is a predicted model, not a curated record. Gene Ontology annotation, biological process: intracellular iron ion homeostasis; copper ion import; iron ion transport. Gene Ontology annotation, molecular function: ferric-chelate reductase activity.